UGAUAAAUAUGAUGUGAUUCGAUAAUAGUGUAUUUAUAUGUUUGCGCAAUGCACAUCAAGUUAAUUUAAUUAUAGAUUUAGACCAGUGUCUUGAAACAAAAUGAAGAAGGAUAGUUUUUGUAUCUAUAUUAAAAUAUAAAUUUUAUAAUUUCUUUGCAGUCAAAUAAUUUUAUAAAGGAAUACAACAACACGACAGAUCUACGUAGAUAUCAGUAAGAUAAAAAAUAAUAGAUAACAAAUCAAGUUUUGAGUAAUUCCUCUUGGGCAAAGUUCAUAAGCCUCUAUAUUAAUUGUUAUCAAUAUGGAGAAGCAUGAUGCAUUCUUACAAGUACAUUUAGAAAGACCUGUAUAUGAACAAGAAAGUUUAAAUGAAGAUUGUCAUUAUGAAAAACCAAAAGGGCUUUGCCUCCAAGAUGCAAUAUGUGAUUUAAAACAUAGAAACUGGAGAUCAUGUUUUACAUCUGCAAUUCCCUCAAUACAUUGGCUGAGAGAUUACAAUUGGAAAGAAAGUAUAAUGCCUGAUAUAAUUUCUGGUUUGACUGUAGCAAUCAUGCAUAUUCCUCAAGGCAUGGCUUAUGCACUUUUGGGGAAUGUACCUCCUGUAGUUGGAAUAUAUAUGGCAUUCUUUCCUGUCUUAGUGUAUUUUUUCUUUGGCACAUCUAGACAUGUGUCCAUGGGAACAUUCGCUGUGGUUUGCUUGAUGACUGGGAAAACAGUGGCAUCUUAUUCGGUAUCGCACAAUGAUAUUACAAAUCCAAAUGCUACAACUACAUUGCCCAAUUUGCCUGGAGAAUAUUCCUAUACACCAAUGCAAGUUGCAACAGCAGUGACACUCAUGGUUGGAAUAUUUCAGAUUAUAAUGUAUAUAUUUCGUCUGGGUAUUAUAAGCACAUUGCUUAGUGAUCCAUUAGUGAAUAGUUUUACAACUGGUGCAGCAGUCUGUGUUUUAAUAUCUCAAAUUAAAGACCUAUUUGGUUUGAAAAUACCAAGACAAAAAGGAUAUUUCAAGUUCAUUUUUACAUUGGUAGAUAUUCUUAGAGGAAUACAAAAUACAAAUUUAGCUGCUUUACUUAUAUCAGCAAUAACAAUUGCUGGUCUUGUACUUAAUAAUGAAUUUUUAAAGCCAUGGGCAAGCAAAAAGUGCAGCAUUCCAAUUCCAAUCGAAUUGAUUGCAGUUGUGAGUGGAACUUUAAUUUCAAAAUAUUUUUGUUUUCCUACCAUGUAUAAUAUUCAAGUUGUGGGUGAUAUUCCUACAGGAUUACCUGCACCAACAGUUCCAACAUUUCAACUCUUACAUCUAGUAGCAACAGACAGUAUUGCUAUAACUAUGGUUUCUUAUACUAUUACCAUAUCAAUGGCUUUGAUAUUUGCACAAAAAUUGAAUUAUAAAAUUAAUUCCAAUCAAGAACUUCUUGCUAUGGGUUUGAGUAACAUAACAGGAUCCUUUUUUUCAUGUAUGCCAGUAUCAGCAUCUCUAAGUAGAUCUUUAAUUCAGCAAACUGUUGGUGGUCGGACACAAAUAGCUAGCGUUGUAUCAUGUAUAAUAUUGCUUACAAUCCUUUUAUGGAUUGGCCCAUUUUUCGAACCUUUACCAAGAUGUGUUCUCGCAUCGAUUAUUGUUGUAGCUUUAAAAGGAAUGUUUCAACAAGCUAAUCAGCUUAUAAAAUUCUGGAAAUUAAAUAAAUGUGAUGCACUAAUUUGGAUUGCAACAUUCUUGACCGUCGUAAUAGUAAACAUUGAUAUUGGUUUGCUAGCUGGAAUAAUAAUAUCACUUGCAAUUAUUUUAUUGCAAAGUCUUAGUCCUUAUAUUUGUUUAUUGGGAUACAUACCAAAUACAGAUUUGUAUUUGGAUAUCAGCAGAUUUAAAGCGGCAAUAGAAAUUCCAGGAAUGAAAAUUGUUCAUUAUUGUGGAACUUUAAACUUUGCAAACACUAGUCAUUUCAAGACAGAAUUGUAUAAAUUAAUUGGAGUGAAUCCAACAAAAAUUAUAGAACAUAAAACUAAGUUAAGGGAAAAGGGUAUUUAUAUGGACACAGAAGAUUCAGAAGAUAAACAAGAAUUACGAUGUGUAAUAAUGGAUACGAGCGCAUUAAGUUAUAUUGAUUCUAGCGGUGUAAUUACUCUAAAUUCAGUAAUGAAAGAAUUUCAACAAAUUGAUGUACAUUUUUAUCUUGUAAGUUGUAGAACUCCCAUUUUUGAAACUAUAAAAAAAUGUGACUUGUAUUUACAUGGAACACUUACGUUUAAGAUUUUUGCAACUAUACAAGAUGCUAGAACAUACUUAGAAAAAGAAAUGUAUUCAAGAUAAUACAUGUAAUUUUGCCAAGCAGUUAUAAGUUAUAUUACGUUUAUAAGCAUAUACAUAGUAUUAAAUCAAAUUCAAAUUGGUUCUACAAAGUAUACAAUAACUAAAUUUGAAACUACUUUUUGCUUAUUUCAUAUUUUGUACUUAUGCUAUUUUAAAAAAUUAUUUUAAACAAUAUUUUUAAUAUCGAUUACAUAUUUAAAACAGAUCAUUUUUUAUAUACAAAGUAAGUAAAUAUCAAGACUUACUAAAGAAUUAGUACUUAUUUGUCAACAACUCUCUCUCUCUCUCUGUCUCUAUAUAUAUAUAUAUUUAUAUUUCUUAUUUUGUAUAUGAUGCUACUCAAGUUGUUACAUAGCUAUGCACACGUGACAAUAAAAUUUACGUCUAGCUUUUCAUACUUCGAUACUUAUAAGAUUAAGUUGAAACAUUAAAUGAAUUUUAUUAUUUUAGAAAAGUUUAUCGAAUUUUAAUAGAUUUAGUUUAAAGAUAAACUUAUUAAAGCAGAACAAAAUGUUAUGUUUCAGUCAUAAUCGAAAAAACUUAUUUAUAGAAAGCAGAUUAAAAUGUAUUUUUUGCUUGAUGUUCCAUAAUUGUAAUUACAUAUUUCAUUUAUAUGUACUAUAGAUACGUAUGUAUAUACAAUUGCAAGUACAAAUUGCAUUAAAUAUAUAUGUGCUAUAUUUUUUAUAUAGAUGUAUUUAUGUUUAUACAAAACUUGUAUAUAAUCGUAAAAUAUAUAGAUUAUAUUUGAAAGAUUUUAAUAAAAGAAAUAAGUAUUUAAUGUA
Molecule: messenger RNA, 3093 nt
Organism: Bombus pascuorum
Lineage: Eukaryota; Metazoa; Arthropoda; Insecta; Hymenoptera; Apidae
Product: prestin-like
Exons: 11
Coding region: 302-2308 (668 amino acids)
Biological process (GO): transmembrane transport
Cellular component (GO): membrane
Molecular function (GO): oxalate transmembrane transporter activity; bicarbonate transmembrane transporter activity; chloride transmembrane transporter activity
Source: RefSeq, a predicted model, not a curated record